Messenger RNA from Xylaria bambusicola, 1842 nucleotides. RefSeq lists its product as uncharacterized. NCBI's taxonomy places the organism in Eukaryota, Fungi, Ascomycota, Sordariomycetes, Xylariales, Xylariaceae. The record is from RefSeq and is a predicted model, not a curated record. The transcript is spliced from 2 exons. Gene Ontology annotation, cellular component: U4/U6 x U5 tri-snRNP complex; precatalytic spliceosome; U4 snRNP. The coding region runs from base 1 to 1842 and encodes 613 amino acids. Gene Ontology annotation, biological process: mRNA splicing, via spliceosome; spliceosomal tri-snRNP complex assembly.
AUGUCGACAUUAGCGGAUGAGCUUCUCCAAGACUUCGAGGACUCGGGGUCCGAAAAUGGCGAUGCUCAGAACGAUGCCGGACUUCACCUCGGCGAUGACUCGGCCUUGUCGCCUAAGGGCGAUCGCGAACAAGAUGGAGACAUGAUGCUCGACGGUGACGAAGAAGAAGAGCUCGAUGGGGACGAGGCUAUGGGCGGCUUGGACGACGGCAUUGUCAACGCGUUGGAAGAUGAAGAAGCUGCCAAAGAGAGGGUCGAGAAGAUGCAGCUGGCGAACGUCAACGAUGUGCGCAAGGUCACCAGUGUCAUGGACAGGCUGGAUCCAUUACUCAAGGACAUAUCACAUUUUCAAUCAAAGCCCCUAUCGCAGGCAACCACGAAUGUUGGCAACAUCGAAGACAACCCCGAAUACAAGGUCCUCACCGAAUCGAACACGCUAUCUACCCAGAUUGAUGGUGAAAUAAUGAAGGUGCACAAGUUCAUCAGGGAUCAUUACUCGGCCAGAUUUCCUGAGUUAGAGACUUUGAUUCAGAAUCCAAUCGAGUACACGAAAGUCGUCGCUAUUCUUGGUAAUGGGCCAAUGGAUUCAGACAGCAUCAGAGCGAUACAAGACUCGAAAGAUAACGCUCUAGGCGAAACCCUCAAAUCUGUGCUCGACGGCCCAUCACUAAUGGUUGUCACGGUCGAAGCCACGACAAGCAAGGGACAUGAGAUUACCCAGGAUGAGCUUGAGCGCAUUCUCCGCGCUUGUCAUAUGAUGAUAAAGAUGGAUAAGGCGAAAAAGACCUUAACUGAAUAUGUUCAGUCCCGAAUGAGCAUCUUCGCACCGAACCUAACGGCCGUGGUUGGGUCACUGACGGCAGCCCAACUAAUCAACACAGCUGGUGGUCUAACGAAUCUAUCUAGGGUCCCUGCUUGCAAUAUUGCCGCAUGGGGGAAUAAGAAGUCAAGGAGCGCAGCCUUUGCGACCAAUACUUCGAUCAGACAACAAGGAUAUCUGUACUUCUCGCCCAUCAUUCGGGGCAUUCCAAAUGAUCUCAAGAAGAAGGCCAUGAAGGCUGUGGCGGCUAAGUUGGUGCUUGCAGCUCGCGCUGACACAAGUCAUGCUACUCCAGACGGGUCAUAUGGAGAGGAACUUCGCGCCCAGUGUCUGGAGCGUCUAGACAAGAUUACGGAACCACCACCAAACAAAGGCCAGCGAGCUUUGCCUGCGCCAGAUGACAAGCCUUCUCGUAAGCGCGGUGGACGACGUGCCCGGAAGGCAAAGGAAGCGACUGCUAUGACAGACUUACGGAAGGCGCAAAAUCGUAUGGCCUUUGGCAAAGAGGAGAAAGAGGCUGGUUAUGGUACUGGUGACUCCACGGUCGGCAUGGGCAUGAUAGGCCAGACAGGCGACGGCCGCAUCCGAGGCAUGCAAAUCGACAACCGGACACGAGCGAAGUUAAGCCAGAAACAUAAAGGUUGGGGCGGAGCCACGCCAGUCGGCGGUGCGGCAUCUUCACUGCGUGGAUUCGGCCAAUCGGCCCACAAUAUCGACCUCCGCGGUAAGGGCUUACGCACAUCGGGCGUGGGUUCAUCCAUCGGAGGCGGAGCAGGAACCGCGUCUUCCUUGGCCUUCACCCCUGUCCAGGGCCUUGAGCUUGUGGAUCCCAAGGUUCAGGCUGAACUCAAUAGGAAGAGGAAAGCAGAGGAAGAUCGCUGGUUCAAGGGAGGCACCUUUACCCAAGUUGGCGGUGCUAGCUCUACGAAUGGCGGAUUCAAGGUCCCGGGGCAACCCCCGAGCAAGAGGGUAGACACGGGUGCUGGCAAGAUGGGUCCGCCGACACUGCCCGCGCAGAAGUAG